AUGCAAAUUACUUGGCGCGAUACAGCCGAUGAAGCUACUUACGAAGAGGCUAGAAUUGGCCGUGUUUUCAACCACCGUCGUCCAAGCCGAUUUCCAUUGGCUAUAGUGAAGGCAAAAUCCGAAGAUGACAUUGUUGCAGCAGUAAAGUUGGCUGCAGAGUGCAAUUGUAGAGUUGCGGUUCGGUCUGGCGGUCACUCAUGGGCUGCAUGGAGUGUGCGAGACAACUCGGUUUUAAUUGAUUUGGGUGAUUACAAGAGCCUAGAGUAUGAUCCAGAGGGAAAAAUCGCAAAGGCAACCCCUAGCAUGACUGGGAGAGAUAUCAACUCUGUCCUCAACAAACAUGAACUGAUGUUUGCUGGGGGGCAUUGCCCUGAUGUUGGAAUCGGGGGUUUUUUAUUGCAAGGGGGGAUGGGAUGGAACUGCCGCGGAUGGGGAUGGGCUUGCGAACAAGUUAAGGCCGUUGAUGUUGUCACUGUACAAGGAGAAAAGCUUCACUGUAACGCUCAACAAAAUCAAGACCUCUAUUGGGCGGCUCGAGGGGCAGGCCCAGGAUUUCCAGGUAUAAUUUCUAGGUUUCAUUUAAAAGUCCGCGAAUAUCCCAGAAGAGGUUUCCGGUCAUCUGGCUAUCUCUACCCUAUUAGCAUGUAUCGACAAGUUUUCGAUUGGGUCCUAUCAAUAGCACCGGGUUAUGACCACGACACUGAAAUAGCUGCCGUUUCGCAAUACCCCGAACAAAAAGAUGAAUUGUGCUUUUUUGUACUCUUCGUCACUAUGAAAGGCACCGAGAAUGAAGCCGAACACGCACUCCGACCGGCUCAAGAAACAAGACCUCUGGGGGCCUUUGAAGAAUGGUUCUGUCAAGAAGAUAGCUUGGAUAAGCAGUAUAUUAGCCAAGCAAAAGCGAACCCAGACAGACAUCGUUACUGUGUUGAUAAUGCAUACAUCGAUAACGACUCGGAUGUUGUCGCUGUUCUAGAAAAUGGGUUUACUACCCUUCCGCACAGAAAGGCAUUUUCUCUAUGGUACGCGAUGAAUCCGUGCAGUCGACGGCAGCUACCAGAUAUGGCACUCAGUGUACAAUCGGAUCAUUAUUUUGCUGCGUAUGCCGUUUGGGAAGACCAGACAGAUGAUUUACGAUGUCAAACCUGGGUUCAGAAGACGAUGAAAACCAUAGAGAAGCAUAGCGUUGGGGCAUACCUGGGAGAUUCAGAUUUUCAGGUUCGGCAAACCCGGUAUUGGGCAGAUGAAAAUUCAGCACGCUUAAAGAAUAUUCGACAAAAGUGGGAUCCAGAAGGACGAGUUUUUCUGGUGCCCUCUUUCCUUCAUGCUUGGCUCAUUGACUGCAAUAUGACUGAGCAAUCCCUCCUUAACAAAGUCGCGAUUAUAAGCGGCUCGUCUUCCGGAAUUGGUGCCGCCAUCAUUCGAGAGCUUGCUUCCCGCGGUGCAAAGACAGUAAUCAACUACCCAUUUCCAUCACUGGAGGCAGAAGCAGAAGCCCUGAGAUGCUCCUUGCCGUGUGAGUCCGUUGCCGUUGAGGCAAACAUGGCAACAACUACUGGACCGCAGAGUCUCGUGGAUGCUGCAGUGGCACGCUGGGGAAAGAUCGACAUUGUUAUCAACUGUGCUGGUUUAGCAGUCAAUAAGCCGCUAGAAGAACAAACACUGGACGAAUGGGACCUGCUGGUCAACGUCAACGGCCGCAGUACAUUUCUGCUAACACAGUCGAGCUUACCACAUCUUAAUAGAGGUAGUCGAAUAAUAAAUAUUGCCAGUAUUUCAGCUCGUGGACCGCCUCCAAAUCAGACAAUUUAUGCCGGAACGAAGGGAAUGGUUGACUCAUUCACAAAAUGUUGGGCCAAGGAACUACCUCCAAAAUUCGGAUGCACAGUUAAUGCAGUUAGCCCAGGCCCAACCAAAACGGAGGGCUUUGCAGCUGCUGGUGGGGAGCAAAUGAAAAUUCUCCAGCCUAUCAUAGAUCAAACACCUGUAGCUCCCAGAAUGGGCGAGCCCGAGGAGAUUGCGUUUGCUGUUGCAUUUUUAUGUGAGGAGAAAGCCCGAUGGGUUAAUGGAGUACAUAUUAUCGCCUCUGGGGGCCUAUUCAUUGACUAA
This is a messenger RNA of Talaromyces rugulosus, 2109 nucleotides long. RefSeq lists its product as uncharacterized. NCBI's taxonomy places the organism in Eukaryota, Fungi, Ascomycota, Eurotiomycetes, Eurotiales, Trichocomaceae. Gene Ontology annotation, molecular function: FAD binding; oxidoreductase activity. The transcript is spliced from 5 exons. The record is from RefSeq and is a predicted model, not a curated record. Bases 1 to 2109 code for a protein of 702 amino acids.